AUGGACACAGCUUCAGGUAGUGAAGGUGGAGGAAGAGGAGAAGAAAGAGGAGAGCCUGAACCUCCAUCACCGGUGCCUGUUGCUGCAGCACCAACAAUUACCACUACCACAGCCACGCCGGCGGAGACAUCAGACUGGAACACGUUCUUGCAGUACCUUCGGAACCACAAGCCGCCAUUAACGCUAGCGAGGUGCAGCGGCGCGCACGUGAUCGAAUUCUUGAAAUACUUAGAUCAGUUCGGAAAGACCAAGGUGCACGUGCCGGGAUGUCCGUAUUUUGGACAUCCCAAUCCUCCUGCACCCUGUGCCUGCCCUCUCAAACAGGCGUGGGGCAGCCUUGACGCACUUAUAGGAAGACUCAGGGCGGCCUACGAAGAAAACGGAGGCCGCCCUGAGUCUAACCCGUUCGGCGCCAAGGCCGUUAGGAUUUACCUGAGGGAAGUUAGGGAAGGACAAGCCAAAGCGAGAGGGAUCCCUUAUGAGAAGAAAAAGCGAAAGAGGUCGACGGUGACGGUGUCGGCGGUGAGUAGUAGUAGUGGAAGUGGUGCAAUUUCUAUUGCUAGUGGAAGUGGUGGUGGUGGUGACGGCAACAACGGCGGUGGUGAAACUCCUGCCUGUGGUGGUGGAGCCGGUGGUUCUAGUGCUAGUACUCUAACUUCUACAGCUAAUGUUUCUACUACUUCUACCACCGUAUAG
Molecule: messenger RNA, 696 nt
Organism: Arachis duranensis
Lineage: Eukaryota; Viridiplantae; Streptophyta; Magnoliopsida; Fabales; Fabaceae
Product: protein G1-like7
Exons: 2
Coding region: 1-696 (231 amino acids)
Biological process (GO): mRNA transcription; response to light stimulus
Cellular component (GO): nucleus
Source: RefSeq, a predicted model, not a curated record